Molecule: messenger RNA, 1907 nt
Organism: Spirometra erinaceieuropaei
Lineage: Eukaryota; Metazoa; Platyhelminthes; Cestoda; Diphyllobothriidea; Diphyllobothriidae
Source: the annotation of a GenBank genome assembly
AUGUUGGGGAAGGACUUUAUUGAUUCCUACCAAAAGUAUCAAGCAGUUGCAUUGGUUGGCGUUCAAGACUGGGCCGACCGACUGAGUUUUGCUCACAGCACUGUCAUCUUAAUUAUCUGCACUGCUAUCGUUUCGGCCAAGACCUACAUUUUGAAACCUCUGGCUUGUCAUGUGCCAACCGUGCCGACGGGUUCCAACUUCAAGGAUUACAUGGCUUCGUAUUGCUGGGUUCAUGGAACAGUGCCCAUCGGAAUGAAUGAAACUAUCCCAGAGGAUGAGGCCAGCUGGGAUGCUCUAUCAGCGGAGCGUAAAAUAAGUGAGCAAUAAUUGCUUUAAUUUCAACCACAUUGUUCCUCCGACUAAAGCUAUUUAGUUGUUAUGAACUAAUUCAGUCUGUACAGAUAAAAAGAUGUCAUCUGUUUUCCGGGAGAAGUUUUAUCUGGUUGUUCUUUGGCCGUUGAUUGCGGAUGCACAUUAAUACGAAACCACUUCAAAUGUCAAAAUAGGGCUCACAAAUAGAGAAUGUUUAUAUUGCAAACAGAAAACUGAAUACAGCUUUUCCGGAAAGAAGUAAAAGUAAGGACUGUCUUUAAUUAAUGACUACAAGCUGAGCUACGACUGACGUUGGUUGACAAUAGUAAAGCAACAUGUGACCUGCUUAACAAGUUUACAUGUUCCAUUUGCUUUCUAUUUUUAAUGAGAAGAUAGUCCAAACCAAUCCUGUCCGUAGAUAUUCGUAUCCAUAGAAAUCACUUCAGACAAUUUUUGACUAAACGUUCCUUCGACACACGGCCAAAUAGUUAGAAAAAGUUUGAAAUAGACAUUUUGUCAUUUUUACUAACCUGGUACGUUACUGCUUUUGUAAUAAAUCUCAGUUGUUUUCAGCUUAUUAUCAAUGGGUGCCAUUCGUCCUCGGUCUGCAAACAAUUCUUUUCUACAUACCACACGUGGUAUGGCAGAAUGUCACCUUCAACCGUCUGGGCACUGACCUCACCGCUAUCAUUACGAAGGCCAUGGACGCCCUCAAGACGACAGCACCUGAGAAGCGGGAAGAGAAGAUUGCAAACGUAGCAGAACGACUGGAACUGUUGCUCUUCGCUCACCGCGAUUAUCGGAGGGGCAAGAUGGCGGCUCUCGGUCGCCAAGUGUCAGACACAUGUGGUCUCCUAUUAGCCAGCAAGCGGCUUGGAACCUGGACUGUAUUCUCCUACCUCUGUAUCAAACUUCUCUACUUGGCGAAUGCAAUUGGCCAGCUGUACCUAAUUAAGGAAUUCCUGGGCUACGGUGACUCGAUGACAGGCUUCAUGAUUCAGCUCACACAGUCUCUCAUUCAGGGUUCGGACUGGCGAGAAUCACUCUAUUUCCCUCGCGUCGCCUUCUGUAGCGUGAAACUCCGCCAUCUGGGCCAGGCAGACAACCGUUUCCUCGGAAUGUGUGCUCUUGCCGUGAAUAUGCUCAACGAGAAGCUCUACAUCUUCCUCUGGUACUGGACGCUGCUGGUAGCUAUUUGCACAGGCGUGAGUAUUGUAAGCUGGUUCCUGAGACUGACUAUAAGGAGGAGAAAGACCAGAAUUAUUCGCAAGUACUUGAAGCUCGGACCGGAACUGGAGCCUUCAGAGAGUGAAAAGGAACUUGAAGGGGACACUCUUGACCCUGAUGAUCCUCGUACCGUUGACAAGUUUGUUAAAGAAUUCCUUCGACUUGAUGGUGUCUUUAUCGUCCACAUGCUGAACUUGAAUGCCGGCGACAUUGUAACGGGAGAAGUGAUUCGUCUCUUAUGGAAGGCUUGGCUAAACAAGUAUGCUGGUCGACGAGAUUUCGGCUAUGAUCCCUGGUGGCAGUAUUCCUAUCCGCCCACUGAAGACUCGCCAGAAAAGCUCGAACUUACGGAAAAGCCUGACGCUUAA